UUAUUUAUUAAUAAUAAUUAUUUAAAUAUCUAUUUUUGUUUAUUAGUUUGCUGAAGAAGUAAAUAUUGAUUUAAGUUCAUGGUCUCCAUCACAAUAUUGGGAAGCACGUUUAGCUGAUAAUCGAAUGGUUGGAUUAUUUGUUAUUGAAAAUUUUGAUGAAACAAAUGUUCAUUUUGAAUAUGAUAAACGAGAAAUUAUUGAUAUAAUGUGGUUCAAUUUACGUGCAAAUAAUGAUGAAAUGCAUACAUUAAGACAAUAUUGGAAAGAACAACAACGAUUAAGUGAUCCAUAUUAUACAGCUCUUCCAUUUAUUGAACAUUUAAUAUUUGAAUAUUUACCACAUAAAGAAGAAAAAUGUUUAUUAUCAUCAUCAUCAUCAUCAAAUAAUUCAGUAAUUGAUAAACUUUUGGGUCGUUUACCUAAUUGGCCAUCAACUCCAUCUUUAUCUUCAUCGAUUUCACCUUCAAAUAAUGCUGGUUUAGAAUUAUUAAAUUUACUUCAACAACAAUCAAAGAAAGAAUCAUCCGAAUUAAUUCAUACCGAAACAAGUCGAAAUGCGAUGAGCAUAGUUGAUCGAUUGAAUGAAGCUAUUCGUCAAGCUAAAUGUAAUAAUAAUAAUUCUACGUCAACAAACAAUGCUGAUCAUCGUAUUGCGGUGCAAGCCUAG
Rotaria sordida is the source of this 667-nucleotide messenger RNA. The record is from the annotation of a GenBank genome assembly. Lineage: Eukaryota; Metazoa; Rotifera; Eurotatoria; Philodinida; Philodinidae.